AUGAAAUAGCAAUUCUCAUUCAAGUCCCUAUCAACUUAGAACGAUUUUUAAAAUUUAUAAACUAAAUCAGAAUAGAUAGGUAGAUUUCGCAAUAUCAUUCCUAUUCGUAAAAUUCAAACAACUUUUUAAUUACUAAAAAUGAAAAAAGAGUCUGAUCUUGAAUUUCCAGAUAUAACAAUACAACUAAAGAAUCAAACUUCCAAACCUAAAAUCUUUUAUGCAAAGCCUUAAUACAAUACUCAUUUUACUAUUUAAGAAGAUCUUAGUUAAUUUUCAAAAAAAAUUUAAUAAACAAUCAAAACUAGCUUUAAAAAAUGUCUAUAUCAGAAUAAAUCUAAUAAAAAGAUUUAACCUGAAUACUCUACUAUACUAUUUUUCAAUGUAACUGUUACUUAUGAAGAAAAGGAAACAACUUAUUAAUUUAUUCGUCGUUUGGGAAAUUUAUAAAAAACAGAAUAAGAAGAUUGUGAGUAAUUUAAGGCCAAAAAUCUAUUAAAAAUGGUGGGAGUCUUUGAAAAAUUUAAUACUAGAGCAAUUUUUACAUUUAAGGUAUUUUUGCUAUGAUUUAAGAUUAGAAGUUUUUAUAAAAUGUAUUUACAAAAUUAAAUUGAAUGGAACUAUCAACAUUUUUAUGAUAUAUAUCCAAAAUCAAUGUUUCUAGAGUAUAUUGUUUUUAAAGAGAACUUAUCUUUGAAACCAACAUACUAUUUUAAUUUGAAAAAUUAAUUACUAAAACUAAAUAAUUAACAAAUAAAUUUUUAACUUGAAGAAGAUUACUUUGAAAAUCAAAAAUAAGUUGUUAAAAUAAUUUAAUGUAAUAAGAAGAUGAAGUUAUUUAAAUCUAAUUUAUAGUGUAUAGUAAAUAAGCUUGAUAAUGAAACAUAGAAUCAUUUACUAACUGAAUAGGAGGAAGUGUCUUUUAAACUUUCUUUCUAGAAUCCUUAACAUUUUAUUCGGCAUUUGUAAUUUAAAAUACCAGAUCAAAUAUGUAUUGCUAGUAGAUUUUACAAUAAUUAUUAUGAGAUUUUAGAUGGUAUAUUUGAAGAUACGCAUGAAAUAUUAAAUUUGAAAGACAAUAUAACAAUGUUAGAAUUUGAAGAAGCAUAAGAAAAUUAGAAUUAAAAAUUGGUUUAAUAAUUAUAAUAACAGCAACUUUAACCUAAAAAAUUAAAUUUUGAAUCUAUAAUGAAAAAAUCAAAACAUCAACCAUCAAUUACAUAAGAAGUAUCUCCAAGAAGUGAUCACUCUUAGAUUAGUUCUUUAAGAACUCCUAGAGAAGGUUAAUAACUCUUACCAAUAUUAAUGAAACCUUAACUUGAAAACAAUAAAAUAAGAAUGAGAGCUAGUCCACCAUCUUAUGAUGAUAAUAUAAGCAAUUCAAAUAAUCUUUAAUAAUAUUCUACUCAUCAUUCAAAAACAAUUUCUUAAAUAGAUAUGGCAUCUAUUAAUACUCCAAGAUCAUAAAGAACAUCUUUAGCUAUAAAUUUGUCUCUUAGAACAUCAAUGACUAAAAAUUCUUUAAAAACAAGAACUUUAGUAGUAGAAUAAUUUAAGAAAUCACAAUAAAAAGCAAGUUAAUUAGCUGAAAUGUUGAUUUAAGAAAAUAAAUAUAAUGAAGUAUAGUUAAAUAAAAUUAAUUAUAGCUUGUAGAAUUAUUUAAUAAUAAUCCAAAUUUAAGAGUAGAUGAAAGAAUAUCAAAUGGAAAUACAUAUUUGAUGAUGGCAGCAUAAGGUGGAAAUUUAGACAUUUGUGAAUUGAUUCUAUCUAAAGGAGCCUCAGUUAAUUUAUAAAAUGUAUAAAAAUAAUUUUAAUUAUUCAAGUUACAAGGAGAUACAGCACUUCAUAAAGCCUUUUAAUAUGGCAAUUUUAGUAUUGCUGAUCUUUUAGUAUCAUAUGGAGCCUAAGUAUUGGUAAAUAACAAAGGUAAGACUCCUUGGUAACUGUGA
Molecule: messenger RNA, 1946 nt
Organism: Paramecium sonneborni
Lineage: Eukaryota; Ciliophora; Oligohymenophorea; Peniculida; Parameciidae
Source: the annotation of a GenBank genome assembly